Molecule: messenger RNA, 402 nt
Organism: Lactuca saligna
Lineage: Eukaryota; Viridiplantae; Streptophyta; Magnoliopsida; Asterales; Asteraceae
Source: the annotation of a GenBank genome assembly
AUGUCCAACAGAAUCAGUGAUGGGAUUUACACUAAACUCACCGACAAUCUCAACACUACCAUAUCCAACAUAUCACACCAUCUGGCUCCAUCGGGGCAUAUCUCUAGAACGAUACACGCACGAAACAAAUGCACAGAGCAACAAUGGCAGGAAGAACACACAUCAAACCUCACACCAGUUUCACAAACGCUACCGAGCUUCACAACAGUGACGACAACAACCCCCGUGGCCAAUCUAUGGUGCCUUGCAACCGAACCAAUCCCACAAGUUGUAAUCGUAACUACAACUUCGCAAAUCGUUGCAAGACAACCAAUAGGGAUCCUUAUCCCACAACAACAGUCUUUCCCGCACACCUCCGACACUAGGACUUGGAUCCUCUACACCAUCCAACCACCAGCAUAA